This is a messenger RNA of Alnus glutinosa, 1125 nucleotides long. RefSeq names its product F-box protein SKIP23-like. The transcript has a single exon. Gene Ontology annotation, molecular function: protein binding. The record is from RefSeq and is a predicted model, not a curated record. Lineage: Eukaryota; Viridiplantae; Streptophyta; Magnoliopsida; Fagales; Betulaceae. Bases 1 to 1125 code for a protein of 374 amino acids.
AUGGCUAUUUCAUCGGAGUGGGCAUGGCUUCCAAAGGAGCUCCUUGAUUUGAUUCUGGACAAGGUGGCAUCACCCUUUGACAAGGUCCGGUUUGGUGCCGUCUGCAAGUCAUGGGGCAUAGCGGUGAAAGAGCGACGACGCCUAAAGACCCAAGUCGCUCAAACUCCGAUGUUGCUGAUUCCCAGCAAAGACAACAUCAAGAAAACGCGGAGUUUAUACAGGAUCACUGACCGAAAAAUCUCUGGUGUUAAACUCCCCAUGCCUCACAAUAGAAGAUGUUGCGGUUCUUCCUUCGGUUGGUUGAGCUAUGUAACCGAGGCUUCUUUCAUCACCCUCUUUAACCCCUUCAGAAACGCGAAAAUUCAUCUUCCACAGCUUCAAAAACUUAGAGGCUAUAGAAGGUACGGUAACAAGUACGAGUAUACAGUCAAAAAAGUUACGUUGUCCUCAGACCCCGCUUCCACUCCUGAGGACUGCCUUGCUAUGGCAUUAUUUGGUGAAUUUACCGACCUGGCUUUCGUGAAAUUAGGUGAUGAAUCUUGGACUUAUGUGGAAGAGGAUAGAAUGUCAGUGUACGCUGAUGUUUUGUAUUUUAAAGGCGGCCAAUUUCUCGUAAUUGAUCAUCGAAGUGGGCUUGUAUCUAUUGAUGUUAAUACCAAUCAAAAGAAGAUACUUGCGCCGGCAGACUUAGAUUAUACUGAUCGGACAUAUCUGGUGGAAACAUCUGGUGGAAAUUUGUUGUUGGUACGGAGGUUGAUCGAUUCUUUUCCUUUUGGGCUUUCGUGUCAAGGAAUGACUAGUUGUUUUGAGGUGUACAAGCUUGUGCUAGAUGAUGAAAGUGGAAAGGUGGUGGAGCGGGUGAAGGUGAAGAACAUAGGAGAUGAUGUCUUAUUCUUGGGAGACAACCAGUCCAUAUCUGUUUCAGCUUUUCACUUUCCAGGCUGCCACCCCAACUCCAUAUAUUACACCGAUGACUACAUCGAUACUAAACCAUACUACCCCAAUGGCCCGAUUGACAUGGGUAUUUUCAAUUUGGAAGACGGAACCAUUCGACCUCACUACAAACCAGAUCCUGCCCACAAGCAUAAGUCUCCCCCAAUUUGGAUACUACCGUCUAUGUUGUAG